Messenger RNA from Colletotrichum acutatum, 6216 nucleotides. RefSeq names its product helicase sen1. The record is from RefSeq and is a predicted model, not a curated record. Bases 1 to 6216 code for a protein of 2071 amino acids. Gene Ontology annotation, cellular component: nuclear body. Gene Ontology annotation, molecular function: helicase activity; transcription termination site sequence-specific DNA binding. The transcript has 3 exons. Gene Ontology annotation, biological process: termination of RNA polymerase II transcription. NCBI's taxonomy places the organism in Eukaryota, Fungi, Ascomycota, Sordariomycetes, Glomerellales, Glomerellaceae.
AUGGAGUCACAACCGGUCGAGGAUAUCCUCGAGCAGAGCUAUCGGAAGUUUACCCAAAUUCCUCCCGACUUCCACCUUCUCUGUCCCAAGGUUGACGAGGAUGAUUUUGAGGACUACGACGACCUGAACACUGAUGGCGAAGAAAUCACAGCUCUAGAGAAGCAGGAGAGGGUAGAAAAAUGGAAGGAGCGGCUCGACAUCGCCUACUGGACUAGUCUUCUCCUUGCCUAUGGCAAAGAUAAGGCUGGUGUCUGGCUCGACGCCUGGGGCAGCCGGAUGGCUAUUAACCUCCACAACUGCGACAAGUGCGUCCUCAACUGGCACAUGUACCGGAAGAAGUAUCUUCAGGUCUUUUCUGAGAAAUGGCCAGAGGAAGCCGUCGCUGGUAUCGAGAACUGCCUCCACCGCUUCGAUUUCGACCGAAUCGAUAAAGGUCUUCAAUGGGCCAAGGACAUCAUACUGAAGGUGGAGAAUGAGGGCCGCGCCUUUGCGAGAAGCGACUUGGGCGAAGAACAGGGCGCAGUUUUGCUCACUGUUUACGAGGCUCUAUGCUGUAUGGCAUACGUCAGCGUGCCGGAGAAAAGAACUCUGUUCCAGUUCGUCUUCGUCCGCCUCUCUGGCAAGAAGCCACUGAAGCUGGGUGAAAACGUCCUGCUCCCUGCCAUGACCCAGUUCCUCUUUGGAGAAGACAAGGUCCGCCUCCAAUUCGCUGAAAAGUCAUGGGAGCGCCUCCGGCCAAAGUCUUUGACACAGGAGCAAUUCAACUGGGCUAUCCACGACAACUUGGUGGUAGCCAUUCAGUCAGUUUCAGCACUCAACCCCAGGGAUCCCGCAUCCCUCCCGGAGAUCGAGCGUUUCUGGAAAGCUGUCAACUGGAUCAUCAAGACCUUGGACGAGAAGCUCUUGUUGCACGGAAUUCGGGGUAUGGAGAUCAAGCCGAGCAUCUACGACUUGCUCUUCGUUCAUAUGCAGUGCGAGUCGGAGGCAAUCCUGCUGCUCAUCAUCCAAGCGUUGACUGUCCUGCUCGAAACGUCACCACAGGCUUUCUGGGAUACCAUUGGUGACGCGAGACCAUUCGUCGUCAUUGAGCAGCUCCUCUCCCAGCCUUUGUUCAAGCAGCUUCUUGCGCAAUCUUUGACCUUCGCCAUCAAGUAUGACGAUGGCACGGGCAAAAAUGACUCGGUCGAGUCAAUAACAACUUCGUGGAUCAACACAUGGAUUGCCUCACUCAAACGUCAGCAAAAGGGCGAUGCUUGCGAACAGUUGCUUCACCUGCUUUUCGAACAGGUCAUCCACGACGCCAGAAUUGGCGAGCAAGGAAAGGCCGCUUGUAUCAGGGCUGGCUUAGACGCUCUAGACCAUGUUCUGCGGUCGUUUUUGGACCCUACAAUUGAUGUCAUCUCAGGCACCACAUCUGUCUACAUCAACACAAUUCUCAACGUCACUCUCAAGUACAAGGACAUCAUCAACGAUGGAGCGGAUACUAGGAGCACAGAUCAACACACACUCGGUGUGCCCAAAGCAGCCAUGAGCGUUAUCAGUGCCGCCUUGAGCUUGGACUCUAGAGUAACCGCCGAGGAGCAUCUCGAACUCCGCAAGGCUACGCCUAAGCCAAUCCAGACGGCCGUCACCCGCAAAUCGGCAGACUUGUGGGACGGGUUUCUGGAAAACCUUUACGAAGGCAAGCUCGUCCUAGCCAAGACCAUGCUCAUGGCCAUGGCUCCUCUGAUCAACGUUGAGAGAUUCCAUCCCAAUAGGAAGGAACCUGAGAAGUUGGACCCGGCGAAGAAGAGCUUCAACAACCGUUUCCACAUGGUCGCGGAGGCACUCGGACGUGUUCUACAGCGAAUGUGCGAGUUCACAUCCCCACAACUCAACGAGCUGUGCCUUAUGGCCCAGAGCAUUCGGCCCAUCAUUGCUUUCACAGUCCACGGCGAGGACGAAAUCAGCAGUGCUAGUGCCGAACUUAUCAAGUUAAUUACCGAACAGCCUUCCAAAGAAGACGCACUCACCGUUUUACUUGAACGAAAUCUCAGCACCACUCUCUCUUCCAUGAUUUUCGCAAUAAGAAGAAUCAUGGAGCCGGCACAUGCUGCAUGGGGACCCGCUCGCAAUAUUAUCAACACCGCCAAAGUCGUGCUCUCAGGCCUCAGUGAUCUUUCGUCUGGCAUCCUCAGAUCCAAAACUUUGGAUAGCAAUGAACAGAUCGCCGUCACUGGCUGGUGGGUUGCCCAUUGGAGAUACAUCGAAGUCGCAUUCACGUCUACCGGCAAUUGGUCUCAUCUUGCCGAUAUCAAAGUGAUGCAAGACUUUUGUCGCGAUGUCAUCGAGCUGGCAGACGGCAUGCUUGCCCAGGAUGGUCUCUUUGCAUCGGCGCUGCAAGCUACUACCUCGCAGACCGAUGCGAAGCAGGCAAAGCCGAAAGAGGAAGAACUGACCAAGAUGCAACAGCUUCUGAAGGAUCCUCAGCGCCAUCUCUUUGGCAUUGUCAGGAUGCUUCGCCUGAGGGAUACCUACCUGGUUGAAGUCACGGUCAAGGUUGUGGCCAAGUUACUGACGAGACUGCGCGAGAAUUCAAUCGACAUCCCCAGUGACUCUAAAAAUUACGUCCAAGACUCCUGCAUCAAGUUAUCGACGACCGGCCGCUACCCAGUCACUACCAACAUGAACGACCAACAGCGUGCCGAGCUUCUGAAAGCUCUGGGUGAAGAUGAUGACAUUGAAAUCAUCCAGAUCCAGCCGGUUUCUAAAGAGAAGCCAAAGAAACAGAGUUUUCUCGAUGCCUGGUCCAAGUCUGGUUCUUCAACGCCAACGUCCCAGGCCGUUCGGUCAAACAAGGAUGACGUUCUCGAACUCAGCAGUUCCGUCGACAAGAAAAGAUCAAUCUUGGACCAAAUGGCUGCUCGUCAGAAAGCGUCGCCAGCCAUUCCCCGCAUGGCCGUCAAGCCCAAGCUCGAGCCAGUGGUCACUCAAGCAUCAAAGAACGCCCUCAUCGAGUCGCGCAAGAAAGCCAAAUUGGAGAAAGCUAAGAGAGAUGCCGAUGAGGUUGCAAGAGUUCGCGCUCUCCGGGGAGCCGCCAAUGUGGGUGAGGGCUCGGGGCUGAAGGGACUUAGUGGUGUAGUUGGCAAAGAACACACAACGCAGAAGAGUCAAAUUCUGGUCGACAGCGACGAGGAAGACAAUGAUGAUUCUGGAGAUGAGGAUCUCAACAACCUCAUUAACAAGGGACAACAAGGCCAAAUGGCAGUUGAUGAAGCCCAAAGACGUCGCGAACGGGCACUGCUCGAAAAGACGCGGGGCCCAGUCAAGAAGGUAAAGGUACAACGCUCUGCCAAGGAUAUGCGUGCGCGUUUGAUCCCCCCGAUGGAUCAACUUCAUCAAGCCAUCCUGGAAUGGGACAUCUUCCACGAGGGCAAUGAUCCGCCCUCGACAUCGUCCUCAAUGGCGAUUACACGGGUUGCAAGCUCAUAUGCUCACCCUCAGGAGUACAAGCAGACCUUUUUGGGUCUCCUGAUUUCCGAAGCCUGGCGAUCUUUUGUGACUGCCAAAGAUGAGUCGACGUCUAAGCCGUACGGACUCAAGAUAGCGUCUCGCAUGAAUGUUGAUAAAUUCCUUGAAGUGACUGCCAGCAUUCCCAAGAUUGAGAGCAAGGAAAGGCUGCUAUCAGAGGGCGACAUUAUUCUGGUGUCAACAAGCACUGAUCCUCUGACGGACAAGUCUGAAGCCCAUGCUCUGGCAAGAAUUUGGAAAACAACGUACAAGAAGGAAAGGCUGGAAGUGACAUACCGCUUGAAUAGCAAGAAUAACCCCUUGCUUGCCAUCAAUGCCCUCGGUGUUGGCGCUGAACUCCAAGCCGUCAAGAUCACCAACAUGACGACUAUUGAGCGAGAGUAUGCAGCCCUUGAGAGUCUGCAGUACUACGAUCUCAUGCUUGAGGUCCUCAAAGCCGAGCCAUCGCCCAUUUUGAAGUACGGCGACGAGGCCGUCAAGGGCGUCAUGCAAAAUUACCAGCUCAACCCUGGUCAGGCCAAAGCCAUUCUCGGUGCUAAGGACAACGAUGGCUUCACCUUGAUUCAAGGACCUCCCGGUACGGGUAAGACGAAGACAAUUGUGGCCAUGGUCGGUUCGCUGCUCACCGGCAACAUCCAACCCCCUGGAACGGCCAUCAAGCCCAAGCUUCCUACCCAGGGCCAAGCCGCCAUGCCGAAGAAGCUUCUGGUAUGCGCUCCCAGUAACGCUGCUGUAGACGAGCUGGUGUUGCGUCUGAAGCAGGGCGUCAAGACGAUGACCGGGUCUUUCCACAAGAUCAAUGUGCUUCGUCUGGGAAGAAGCGAUGCAAUCAACGCCGCCGUCCGAGACGUCACUCUCGAUGAGUUGGUCAAGAAGAAACUCGAAGGAGACACCACGCAGAACAAAGCCAAGGAGGAACGCGACAAGAUGCAUAACGACGCGGCCAAAAUCAGAGACGAACUGGCGGAGCUUCGACCCAAACUGGACGAGGCGCGCAAAAACGGUGACCGCAAUCUUUCGCUAGCCCUGCAGCGAGCUUUCGAUCAGUUGAAGCGUGCUCAGAUUAAUAUUGGAGCCAAGAUUGACGAUGACAAGACGAGCGGCAACACAGUGAGCCGUGAAGCAGAGAUUCGGCGCCGGCAAAUCCAGCAAGAGAUUCUUGACGGAGCUCAAGUUCUCUGCGCCACGCUCAGCGGUAGUGGUCACGAAAUGUUCAAGAACCUCAACGUCGAGUUCGAGACGGUCAUCAUCGACGAGGCCGCGCAGUGUGUUGAGCUCAGCGCCCUGAUUCCAUUGAAGUACGGCUGCACCAAGUGUAUCCUCGUCGGUGAUCCGAAGCAGUUGCCACCCACUGUGCUUUCUCAAUCCGCCGCUAGAUUUGGAUACGACCAGAGUCUGUUCGUCCGAAUGCAGCAAAAUCAUCCCGACUACGUCCAUCUUCUCGACCGCCAAUACCGCAUGCACCCCGAGAUCAGCUUAUUCCCCAGCUUGGAAUUCUACGAAGGCAAGCUUGUGGACGGAGAAGAUAUGAGCGCACUCCGUCGCCAGCCUUGGCACGCAAGCGCCCUGCUUGGCCCCUACCGGUUCUUCGAUGUCGAGGGUACCCAGUCGAAGGGCAGCAAGGGCCGCUCUUUGGUCAACCACUCCGAGUUGAAGGUUGCCAUGCAGCUUUACGAGCGAUUCAAGACGGAUUUCGGACGAAACUACGACGUGCGCGGCAAGAUUGGUAUCAUUACGCCGUACAAAGCUCAGUUGCAAGAGCUGAAGUGGCAAUUCUCGCGUCGUUACGGAGAGUCGAUUACCGAGGACAUUGAGUUCAACACCACGGAUGCCUUCCAGGGUCGCGAGUGCGAGAUUAUCAUCUUCUCUUGCGUCCGAGCUGAUCCUACCGGCGGCAUUGGUUUCGUCAAGGACAUUAGGCGUAUGAACGUCGGUCUCACCCGUGCUAAAUCCUCUCUGUGGAUUUUGGGAGAUUCCAGAGCCCUGGUGCAGGGAGAAUUCUGGAACAAGCUCAUCGACAACGCCAAGCAAAGAUCACUCUACACCAAGGGAGAUGUCAUGUCAAUGUUGCAGAAGCCGAGCGUUCUGCAGGCGCUCCCCCCUCCGCCGAAACCCGAACAGAAGAACGACCUUGAUGUUGAGAUAGUAGAUCAGCUCCAGAUCAAAGACGUUGAUAUGGCAAGUGUGGCGCCUACGGCCCAGCCCCGAAAGCCGUCUCAGCCGGCCCAGCAACCACCUACAAACUACCCAGUCCCGGAGCGUCGACCAGGCUCCUGGGAGGGAAACAACCGAGGCGAAGCACACCAAUCUGCCGCCCGAAACUCGGAUCGACCACCAAUCAUCCAAUCAUCUACGGCGAAGCAAGAGUCCAAGAAGAGACCAUCUGAUGCCAAUGAAGGACAGCGUGGCGCAAAGAGGGUAUGUGACGACACAAGCAGUGAUAUUAGCAGACACUCUUCCUCGGCAAUUCCUAACACAACAAUUAUAGAUGGCGACCGAACAGAACCGGCUGCCCAACAGACCGCCACCGACGGGACCCAAAGCUAUGAUCCAGGCCAAGGAGCCGAAGGCACCAAAGCCGGCGAAGGACCCUUCUGCCAUGGUAGCCCUCGGUCUGACACCAGCUGCACGACCGCCGGCGAUGGAGACGACGGCAUCGUCUUCGAGGACGUUGCCUACCAACUCUUCACUUCCUCAGAACCGUAA